This is a messenger RNA of Aegilops tauschii subsp. strangulata, 1635 nucleotides long. The record is from RefSeq and is a predicted model, not a curated record. Lineage: Eukaryota; Viridiplantae; Streptophyta; Magnoliopsida; Poales; Poaceae.
AUGUAUUCGAUGCCCAACGGAGAGCAGGAGCAGGACCCGGAAGGGGAGGCAAGCGGAGGUGAAAGCGGCGAGUGGCAUUCUGAUGGUGAACGGGACGAGGAGAGCGACGACCCGAGUGAUAAAGAAGAGGUCGACUCACCUCCCCGCAGGGAAAGGUGGUCCAAGCUCACCCACGAUCCGGCAAGCGCCCGCGACAAGGCGACCGUUCAGACCGGGCAGUCGUCAAAGCGUCCUCGGACGUCGUCUCCGGCGCCGACUGAAAAGGCCCCGAAUGUCGCUACCUCUGGGACCUCUGCUUACAAAAACAAGAAUGAGGACAUGGAAGAUGCGGUCACCUCGAACCCAGCUCCUCUCAACGUCAUUGACCUCCCCGACGACGAGGAGGACGAGCCACAGAGGCCCUUGGGGAGAAGAAACAGGAAAACGUCCGCUGGGAAGACGCCUCAGUCGACGCCGGUGGCGGAACCGAUUCAGCUCAACUUCGGUCUGGAACUGGCCAAGACAAAUCUGCAGAAGGCCAAGGAUGAAGCUGCUGAAUUUUGCCAAAACUUCGAGGAAGAAACUGGACGAGUUGAGACAAGCUUGGACCCCAUUCAUUCUCCAGUUAGAGACGAGGCUGCCAUGAAUCGCCACUGUGACAUCCAACUGUCCGAUGCGGAAAUCAAUGAAUCCACCAAGAAAUUGCUGAACGAACCUAUGAAGGAAUGCAGCAAAACAGGGCUUGGUCCUUUUAGCACCUUCAACAAGCCGCCAGCUGCUGGCUCUCCAUUUUGGAAGAAGAAACCGCAAGAUAAGCUGGCCCAGCUGGCUCGUAACAAGACUAAAGCCAAGAAGCCUGCCAAGAAGAAGACUAUUGAACCCCUGGGUUCAAAUAUUGACGAUGACCAUGAUGAUGGUGAGACGACGCUGAGGCCAGCCGUGCAGGAGACGCGGAGGGGCCAUGCCAAACCCAGCAAGAAGGCCAAGCUGAAUAAGCCGAUCGACGAUGUCAACCAGUCUGAACCGGAAAAACAACAAUCAAAACCUUCUAACCCGAUUGCUGAAGACACUCUUGAUGAUCCACCACCACAAGACCAUGGAGUCUCCCCAGAUGACAUGGAUGUUGAACCGGCUAUCUCCAAGCCGCCAAGCCCAAUCAAGCCUACCGAGGAAAAUAGUGAUGACGUUGUUGUCACUGGUUUUGGAUUCACCACCCUGGGUCAACCAACCGUCUUAUCUAAGCACAGCGCCAAAGAAGAAAUUUCUGCUGAAGGCAAGUGGAAAGUUGACUCGGAGAGCUACACCCGGUUCAAUUCUCAAGACAUCCACUCUAGCUACUUAAAUCGUCUAUACACCAGCCGUGAUUUUGAGGCCGGCUUAGUAAACCUGAUGAAGGAGCGUUAUGAGGUUGAACUUUCUGAGAAAGACUCGCAGCUCAAUGAUCUUAAGGCCAAUAUAAAGACUCAACAAUCUAAAACAUCCAAGGCCAAGUCAGAAUUGAAGACUGCUUUAGGGAACAUUGAACAACUCAAGUUAAACUUCAACACUAAAAAAGAUGGCUGGGAAAUUGAAAAGGCAGCUCUGUUGAAGAGAGCAGAAGAGGCUGAAGCUAUGCUUAAGUCGGUGACUGAGGAGUUAUCCCACCUAAAGAAAUAG